Hermetia illucens (black soldier fly) is the source of this 657-nucleotide messenger RNA. Its product is annotated as secreted RxLR effector protein 161-like. The transcript has a single exon. NCBI's taxonomy places the organism in Eukaryota, Metazoa, Arthropoda, Insecta, Diptera, Stratiomyidae. The record is from RefSeq and is a predicted model, not a curated record. The coding region runs from base 1 to 657 and encodes 218 amino acids.
AUGUUCUUGCAUCAAGAAGCGUAUGUGAAGAAAAUUCUCAAUAAAUUCAAGAUGAUUGAUGCAAAAGCGGUAAGUAUUCCUGCAGACCCCCACGCGCGACUAGUUCCAAACGAUCGCGACGAUGAAAGCCCAAGUACAGUACCGUUUCGAGAAGCAAUGGGCUCAUUAAUCUUUCUUGCGGUUGUGACGCGGCUAGACAUCGCAUAUUCGGUGAAUUCAGUUAGUAAAUUUCUUAGCAAUCACAACGAGAGCCACUGGCAAGCAGUGAAACGAAUCUAUCGGUUCCUGGUCGGAACAACGGAAUUCGGGAUAAUGUACAAAAGCGGCGGGAGUAACUCGAAGUUACAGGGGUUUUCAAACUCGGAUUUCGCAAGUGACACGGAGACGCGCAGAUCUACCACUGGGUAUGCGUUUUGUCUAUCGAACGGGAUUGUGACUUGGUCGUCCCAACGACAAAAGCUAGUCACACUGAGCACAACGGAGGCUGAGUACGUAGCGGCAGCAGCGGCUGCUAAAGAGGCAAUUUGGCUGAGGAAAUUGUUAAACGAUCUAUUGUCUACCGACAAAGUCGACAGUCCUGCGAGUAGACAAUCAAAGUGCAAUCCGAUUAAUCAAAAAUGCGGAGUUCCACAAGCGAACCAAGCAUAUAGACAUUAA